AUGUCGACGUUCAAGAAAUGGUUAGGGUUUCAACAGACUUCUAGCCGGAAAAGCAGUUCGAGCGAGCGGCGGAGUCCCAGUCAUUCUAGCGUUGAGGGACCCAAGAACGGGAAUAAUGUGGGAGGUGCCGGAUUGGAUGAGAGUGAUGGUACCAAUGGUCAUGGAUCCGGGCAUGCGCACGGGCAUGGGCAUUCAGAGAGGAGAGUAAGUGAGAAUAGUAGGCGGGAGAGCGAUGUGCGUGCGAACAAACAAGCGGAUGAAGAUGGAGGAGAUUUGAAUGGAAAUGUAAAUGGAAAUGGAAUUGGCGUUGAAAGCUUCGGUUCGGUUAAGGUACCGAGUGUAGUUUCUCCAGAGGUACCGUUUGGGAUCGGGGCAACCAAGGUAUUCGGGUACGAGAAUUUUGGGAACACCUGCUAUUGUAAUUCAGUGCUCCAAUGUCUAUACAAUCUAACGGAAUUCCGCACCGAGAUUUUGAAGAAUCCUCCCAGGGAUGCUUCUGUGCCAAGGGUACGCAAAUCCUCCAUGACUGGGUCCAAACCCCGGGUUUUCACAGAAGCUAGCUUCACGCCACAGCAGCCAAUGGUGUUUAGACACGCAGCCAACGGUACUCUCUUGAGUGUUAACAACCAGACUCUGGUCCAUGGUGAUAGCAACUCGAGUUCCGAUAACCAUAGGCGUGGUUCGUUGAAAUUUUUCAAGAAUUAUACAGAGUCUUCUGCUAGCAAUAGCUCAGCUACUCUGGCGUGUUCCAAAACAAAAUCUGCUCCAAGCUCAGCGCCAGGCCAAACGACUACUGCGACGCAGCAGGGCUCGACAACAGCAUCUAUACCAGCAGCAGCAGCAUCUAUACCUAUAGCUACGACAACAGGGGCAACAGGAGCAGCAGCAGCAGCAGCAACAUCAUCAGCAUCCGCGUCAUCGUCACGGCCGGUCCAGACAGUAGUAAUGCCAUCGGACCCCAUUUCCGAAAAACUUCACGAAAACCACAACAAAAUCAUCGUAGGAAGAACACAGGGCACGCCUUUCCAAUCAUCCGCGUGUGAGACUAAUAAUAGAUCAAACUCAAACUCUUUGUCAGACUCAAACUCGUCGUCAUCUUCUGCAAUAGCCGGUCUAGCUUCGCAGACGACGGGAACAGCAACAACAUCAGAAACAGCCACUGCAGCUGCAAGUAAUGCAUCGCCAUCUACCACUGGGACAAUAACAGCAUCAACUGCGGUGGCUACAAAUUCAUCGACGGCUGCGCAUAAACUCCAUAAUGCCGAACCUACAAUCGAGCAGAGGAAAAAAGCGGCGUUAAUGAAAGGCCCAAUUGUGAAUAUUGAUAUAAGCGUCGCAGAUUACCUUUCAAAGGGUGAAAAACCAACUUUGUACUCCGCUUUGAAGGAUAUUUUCGAAUGCAUCGCAGAAAAUGAUUCCCCAAUUGGUGUCGUGUCCCCUUCAAAUUUCGUGAAUAUUUUGAAACAAGAGAAUAUUUUAUUCAGUUCUUCAAUGCAUCAGGAUGCCCACGAGUUUUUGAACUACUUAUUGAAUGAAUUGAGCGAUUCUCUUAAACGCCUAAACUGCUUUAAGGAGGGUGCGCAUGAAGAAAAUAUUACUUUUGUUGAAGAUCUAUUCAAGGGGUCUUUGUUCAACAGCACAAAAUGCUUCACAUGUGAUAAUAUAACAACAAGAGAUGAACCAUUUUUAGAUUUCCCAAUUGAAAUACAGGAAGAUGAAGAAAUCAAAAUUCAGGACAUUCUGAGCAACUACAAACAUCGUGAACUAUUAACGGGCGCUAAUAAAUUUUACUGUGAUAAGUGCUGUGGAUUACAGGAAGCUGAAAGAAUAGUUGGAUUGAAGUCUUUGCCCAAAACUUUGGCAAUACAUUUGAAGAGAUUCAAAUAUUCGGAAGUUCACAAUUGUAAUGCCAAGCUUUUCAAUAGAAUUCAUUACCCAUUGGAUUUGACAGUGUGUUCAAGUUUUGACAAUGCCGUUUGUAAGGAUUAUGAACUUAAUGGAAUUGUUAUUCAUAUGGGAGGAGGACCACAUCAUGGUCAUUACGUCGCAAUUUGCAAAAACGACGUUUUCGGAUGGCUAUUAUUUGAUGACGAAACAGUAGAGUCCAUUACGGAGGAAACAGUUCUAAAAUUCAUCGGCGAUUCUCAGGAGCUAACCACCGCCUAUGUCCUUAUUUACAAGGAGGCAUCACGCAGCUCGGGACCGGCUCCGAACUACGAAAAAAGUAUAGAACACUUAAUAAAGGAUGACGAACAAUACAGGAGAAAAUCAUCAGCAAAAACAAGCGACGGAGUGCUACAGGAUGUACCCGAAGAAGGUAGUAACGGGGACUCGAAACAUCAUAAAACCAAAUCAAAGUUAUUCAAUUUUAAAAGAAGUGGAAAAACGUAG
Kluyveromyces marxianus DMKU3-1042 is the source of this 2391-nucleotide messenger RNA. It is a transcript of the gene UBP13, whose product is annotated as ubiquitin-specific protease UBP13. The record is from RefSeq and is a predicted model, not a curated record. The transcript has a single exon. Gene Ontology annotation, biological process: protein deubiquitination. Gene Ontology annotation, cellular component: nucleus; cytosol. The coding region runs from base 1 to 2391 and encodes 796 amino acids. Gene Ontology annotation, molecular function: cysteine-type deubiquitinase activity; cysteine-type endopeptidase activity. Lineage: Eukaryota; Fungi; Ascomycota; Saccharomycetes; Saccharomycetales; Saccharomycetaceae.